Bufo bufo (common toad) is the source of this 1935-nucleotide messenger RNA. Its product is annotated as methylcrotonoyl-CoA carboxylase beta chain, mitochondrial-like. Lineage: Eukaryota; Metazoa; Chordata; Amphibia; Anura; Bufonidae. Gene Ontology annotation, cellular component: mitochondrion; methylcrotonoyl-CoA carboxylase complex. Gene Ontology annotation, biological process: L-leucine catabolic process. The coding region runs from base 9 to 1820 and encodes 603 amino acids. Gene Ontology annotation, molecular function: methylcrotonoyl-CoA carboxylase activity. The record is from RefSeq and is a predicted model, not a curated record. The transcript has 12 exons.
GGCGGCGAAUGUGCUGCUGUGACCCGGGCGCUCGCCCUUCACUGCCAGGGCAGACUUUGCACACAGUCCUGCAGUCACAGAGGGCCACUUGGCUGAUGGCAGCGCUGGGGUUACACAGACUGGGGUCCCCUGUGCUGGGCCGGUGCCAGCCUGUCCUCUGCAGCUCACAGUGCUCCCUGCUCAGUACCCAGGCUGCAGCAGGGCACAGGAGGGGGGCACAGUCCUUCCCUGUCAUACCAGGGGCCAUCCUGCCCAUCUACAGGCAUGUCUAUGAAGCCAACAGCAGGAACAGUGACAGGUGCAGACACAGAUACACGGAAUUACUGGAAAAGGUUAAAUUGGGAGGAGGCGAGAAUGCGAUUCUACGGCAUACCCAGAGGAACAAAAAGCUGCUGGUGCGGGAGCGGCUGAGGAGGCUCCUGGGUGAUGAGACCUUCCUGGAACUAUCGCCAUUUGCAGGGCUUGGUCUGCCGUACGGUGACGUCCCCUCUGCCGGGUGCCUUACUGGCAUUGGGAAGAUCUGUGGGAUCUGGUGCAUGUUUAUUGCUAAUGAUGCCACGGUGAAAGGGGGCACCGCUUAUCCCAUAUCCAUCAAGAAGCAGCUGCGAGCUCAGGAGAUUGCCAUACAGAACAGGCUGCCCACAGUGUACUUGGUGGACAGCGGAGGCGCCUUCCUGCCUCUUCAGGCUCAGCUGUUUCCCGACAAGGAGCACGGCGGGCGGACGUUCUAUAACGAAGCCAUAAUGUCAGCCAUGAAAAUACCUCAGGUGGCUGUGGUGUGCGGCUCGUGUACAGCAGGGGGCGCUUACAUCCCAACCAUGGCAGAAGAGACAGUCAUCGUAGACCGGAUUGGAACUAUAUUUUUAGCCGGACCCCCGCUAGUUAAAGCCGCCACAGGUGAAGAUGUCACUGCAGAAGACCUCGGCGGAGCAAAGCUGCACUCCAGAGUCAGCGGCUGUGUCGAUCAUUUUGCAUCCACGGAGUCCGACGCCUACGACUGCGCCCGAAUGAUUAUCUCCACCUUAAACUUUGACCCUGAGCCGGAGGACGGAGCACAGUACGAGGACCCUGCGUAUAACGCUGCGGAGUUAGCCGGACUGGCGCCUCGUGAUUACACUCACACUCUGGACGUUAAACUGAUACUGAGCCGACUGGUGGAUGGCAGUAAGCUGCUGGAAUUCAAAGCCGACUACGGAACUACAUUAGUAACCGGAUUUGCUUCGGUUGAAGGUAAUUUGGUUGGAGUUGUCGCUAGCAAUGGAGACCUGACCCAUGACGCGUCUCUAAAAGGAAGCCAUUUUGUGCAAAUCUGUAACCAGCGCAAUAUUCCUUUGCUGUUUCUUCAGAACACAACUUCUCAGGAUCACUUACCUUCAAGUGUAUCAAAGGCAGAACUGCUUUCAAACAGAUUAAAAGCUCAGGCCUCAAUGAUCGCUGCUGUAGCUUGUGCCACAGUGCCGAAAAUGACGGUGGUGAUUGGUGGCUGCCAUGGAGGAGAGAGCUUUGCCAUGUGCGGGAGAUCAUAUGAACCAAAUUUUUUGUUCCUGUGGCCGAAUGCAAGAAUUGGUCUGGUGGACGCAGCCAGGUUUUCAUGGAGCGAUCAGAAGGAUGAAGGUUGGACGGAUGAGACAGAAUUCAGAGCUCAGCUGAGCCGACUGAAGGAGGAAAGUUCAGCGUUUUACUCAUCGGCCAGGCUCUGGGAUGAUGGCGUGAUCUUACCUCAGGACACCAGACGGGUCGUAGGCAAGUGCUUAAAAAUCAUUCGCCAGCAAAAUUAUGAACGAGUCACUUUCCAUAGAUCUCCGCUGCUGAGGAUGUAACGAGUGCAUUGUAGAAAAAAAAGAUACCUUUAAACAUGUAAAUAUUUUAACAGAAUCUUUAUAAAUUCCAUUGUGCCUUUUUUUUUUUGUAUAAUAAAUUAAAAUAUAACAGGAA